This is a messenger RNA of Gossypium raimondii (Peruvian cotton), 1157 nucleotides long. RefSeq names its product chromatin remodeling protein EBS. The record is from RefSeq and is a predicted model, not a curated record. The transcript has 5 exons. Gene Ontology annotation, molecular function: chromatin binding. NCBI's taxonomy places the organism in Eukaryota, Viridiplantae, Streptophyta, Magnoliopsida, Malvales, Malvaceae. The coding region runs from base 195 to 845 and encodes 216 amino acids.
UCGCUUCCGGAUCUUCUCUUACAAACAGUCCUUUUAUUAACUCCCAGUUGUUAGGGUUUGUUUCUUUGUCUCCCUCUUCUCUCUCUCGAUUCCUUCAUUCCCAUCCCCCAAUUCUCCCAUUUCUUUUUCACCAUUUAAAAUAUCAACGAAAAUCUCAAUCUUCCUCACAUUUUCAUUCACAAACCAACCCUUUCAUGGCCAAGACCAAACCUGGCAAGAAGGACCUUGAUUCCUACGCUAUCAAAGGCACCAACAAAGUUGUUCGUCCUGGUGAUUGUGUGCUGAUGAGACCGUCGGACUCCGAUAAACCACCAUACGUGGCUCGUGUAGAGAAGAUCGAGGCCGACCAUCGGAACAAUGUGAAGGUUCGAGUUCGAUGGUACUAUCGGCCGGAGGAGUCUAUUGGGGGGAGAAGACAGUUCCAUGGAGCCAAGGAGCUCUUUUUAUCAGACCAUUAUGAUGUGCAAAGUGCCCACACCAUUGAAGGAAAGUGUAUCGUCCACACUUUCAAAAACUACACUAAGCUUGAAAAUGUUGGUGCUGAAGAUUACUUUUGUAGGUUCGAAUAUAAGGCCGCCACCGGUGGUUUCACUCCGGACCGGGUGGCAGUGUAUUGCAAAUGUGAGAUGCCAUAUAACCCGGAUGACCUUAUGGUGCAAUGCGAAGGAUGCAAGGAUUGGUUUCAUCCAUCCUGCAUGGAGAUGACCAUCGAAGAAGCAAAAGGAUUGGAUCACUUUUUAUGUUCUGAUUGUACUUCAGAGGAUGAUGCCAAAAGAUCAAUGAAUACGUUCCCAGUAUCAGCAUCCCUUGAGCCAAAGGUGGAACCGAAGCGUAGAAAGAGAUAACCCCAUCAUGGUAAUGCGGAAUGAGGAGGUACCGAUUUUCUAGCACAUUAGCUCAGAUAUUGUUCUUGUUUGUGCUGUGGAAUUGUACAGUGCAGAGAAGAUACUGUGCUUGCACACCAAGGAAAAAAAAAAGGGAAGGCUAUCUUUCAUAAUUUACCAUGUUCUUCUCAUGUUUGUAUGUGUGGUUGGACUUGUGAGUGCAGUCUCUGCAAAAAUGACAAAUCUUUAAUAUAAGAACCCCCAAGAACCAUUAACAAUGGCUGCUUAAACUUAAGAAUUAAAGAAACCUUCUCUCUUCUUUGGUUAUGUCAA